AUGACUAUCGGAAGUUCUUUCACCAAGCUCUCCGUGAUCAAGCCUUUCAAGACGACCUGGAAGAGUCGGGUGAAGGUGCUCCACUCUUGGAGGCAGUUCACUGGAAUGUCCGGGGAGACGAUGGAGUAUGUUUUCGCCGACGAGGAGGGUACGAAGAUACAUGCAACUUGCCAGAAAAAUGACAUACGGCGUUUAGGGAAGGAUUUGCCUGUUGGUGAAUGGAGAGCCAUUGAGCAUUUCUCUUUGACCCCUGUCUCCGGUCAAUAUCGUCCAACAAUGCACCGUUCCAAGAUGUCUUUCUCCAUCAACACGGUGAUCAGUAACUGUGGUUCACAAGGUGAUGAUUUGUUUAUCGAGCUGACAGAUUACACGGACAUCUUCAGUGGAGACCAUGAUAAUAAUUACUUGGUUGAUAUCAUGGGCCAGAUACUUGAUGUUCAGGAGCUGAAGACAGUGAACGCAUGA
This is a messenger RNA of Microthlaspi erraticum, 465 nucleotides long. NCBI's taxonomy places the organism in Eukaryota, Viridiplantae, Streptophyta, Magnoliopsida, Brassicales, Brassicaceae. The record is from the annotation of a GenBank genome assembly.